CAGAAAGAGGGAGCAGAGAGAGACUCCGAGACAGACGGAGCAGAGAGAGAAGGAGGGUCCAUUCCUCCGAGAGAAGACAUCCAGGACAACUGCAGGGAGCAGAGCCAGUCCCCCCCCAGUCCUCCUCUGGGACAGGGUGUGCCCGGCUAUGCCAUGCUAGCUCAGAGAAGCGGUCUGUCUGCCGGCCGUGCCAAGGUGUCCGUUCCUCUCCGGGAGCACCCAGCCCUGGGCCAGCUGGAGGCGGGGGGCCCUCGCUCCCGCUCCCCUUCCCCAGCGACGGGGGCCUGUCCCUGGGCGCGCCUGGCCGGCGUGGACGGCUGCCUGUCGGAGCCCCACUGCCUGUGGUUCCAGCUGCUGGCUCGCUCCUACUGGGGAGACGUGGAGCUGGGGCUCGCCGGCGUCCAGCACGGCGUCUCCUGGGCGAGGCUCCGAGAAGCUUCCGGAAGGAACUGUGUUCGCUCCAGGGCCAAACAGAAGGGUGAGCGUGGUGACCAGAGCGAGGCGUCGGCGUCUCCGGGGACCGUGGAGGAGGAGGCGUUCUCCUGGCCGGGCCCCAAGACCCUCCGCCUGCGACGCACCUCGCUGGGCUUCGGCUUCACCCUCCGACACUUCAUCGUCUACCCCCCCGAGUCGGCCGUCCACUCCUCCCUCAAGGAUGAGGACAACGGCAGUCGAGGGAGACAGCGGAACAGGCUGGAGCCAAUGGACACAAUCUUCGUCAAGCAGGUGAAGGAGGGAGGCCCCGCCCACGGAGCUGGACUCUGUACAGGGGACCGUAUCGUCAAGGUGAAUGGAGAGAGCAUCAUUGGAAAGACGUACUCCCAAGUGAUAGCCUUGAUACAGAACAGCGACACCUCAUUGGAGCUCUGUGUGAUGCCAAAGGAUGAGGACAUUCUGCAGCUGGCCUACUCUCAAGAUGCAUACCUCAAAGGAAACGAGGCGUACAGCGGGAACGCCCGGAACAUCCCCGAGCCUCCGCCCAUCUGCUACCCGAGGAUAGAGACCAAGGCGUCGGGCAUGGCCCAGGCCCCGGACGCCUCCCCCUCCCCCGUGGCGGCCCAGGGCGCCAGCAGGCGGCCGCCGUCCAAGCCCAGUCCCUCGGAGGCGGGCUACCGCCUGGAGGUCCCCGUGCCCCCGUCCCCCCCGGCCCCCGUCCCCCCCAAGACCCAGACGGUGGCGUGCGUGUGCAGUGAGGGCGUGAGGACGCCUCUCUCCGCGUCUCCAGGCCCGGUGGACAGAGGCUCCCACUCGCUGCGGGCCGGACCCAGCCACAGGACAGAGGAGAACCGGUACCCUGGAUCCCCGGAGUCCGCCUCGGCCAGACCCAGCCCUCUCCUGGGGAAACCAGGGAGCCCCUCCCUGCUCCCUUCCUCCCCAGGGUCCAGGCCCGUCUACCCUGACACGCACCCCUCGCCCUCCCCCUCCUCGCUCCGAACCCCGGUCACGCCCGCGGGGGGCGACGCCUUCACCCCGACCCCCUCGCCCUCCCUCUACUCCCCCUCCCCCGCCACGCCCACCCCCUCCCCCCACAAGAACAUCGACUGGCGCAACUACACCACCUACAAGGACUACAUCGACGCCAGGCGGCUGCACACCUACGGCUGCCGCACCAUCCAGGAGCGCCUGGACAGCCUGCGGGCCGCGGCCAAUCCCAACGCGGCGUACGCCCAGCAGGCCCCGCCCCCCGCCGGCGCCCAGCAGCGCGUGGCUUUCGGGUCGCAGUUCAGGCGGAGGAGCGCCUCGCACGACCGCGGGGCCUGGGCGGGGUUGGGCGGAGGCGUGGCCGUGCCGCUCCGCUCCGCCUCCCAGGAGAGUCUGGGAGGGGCCGCGGUGGACCCAGGAGCCACGCCCAUAGACUGGUCCCGGAGCUCCUCCCAGGACGCCCUGCCCUGCUCCGCCCCAGCGGGAGGGCCCAAGCCACGGGCUCGCUCCUGCGACUACCUGGGCCGGCAGGGGGAGGCUGGGGGCGCGGCUCCCGGGGAGAGAGGGGGCAUUGGGGGACGCUCCCAGCUGGAAGACAGGCUGCUGCUGUUCCGGGGGGAGGAAGCCAGAGCCAGCAGACAGGGGGCCGUCCUCAGAGCUCCGCCCCAGCCACACAGGACCUCGGCUGGGGUGGAGGCGGAGGGGAGAGGGGGUGCUGGGGCGGGGUUGGCGGUAGUCGCUCCGGCGUUCUCUAAAGGUGCCUCGGAGCCUGCGUUAACCUCCAGGACGGACAGCCUGACCCACACAGCCUUGCCUGCUCCCAGCAGGCCCUCUCGACUGCCCGUCAAGAGCUCCCCUGCGGACCCCUCGCCUGCCUUAUCCCCCGGCAACACCCCCGGCAACAGCAAGACCACAGACCCGCUCAAAGACCAAAGACACAUCGCCACGGGCAACCACCUGGGCCACGCCUCGCCCCUGCAGCGCCUCCACCUCCGUGGGCGGGCCGACAGCCUGCAGGAGGGCAGGCAGGGGGCGGGGCUCGGCCUCAGGUCCUCCUCCUGCUCUGGCCCCUCCAAGACCCCCGUCCAGAAGCAGCUGCAGGCCGCCCCCGCCCCCUCCGCCCCCAACGGAGCCCUGACCCUCAGGCCAAAGGUCAAAGAGGGCGGCUCCGCCCUCCCCGUUCGAACCAAUGGGAGUCCGGGGGAGGGCGUGGAGGGCCUUGACGCCACGGUGGUGGUGUUGAGGAGGGAGCGGCUCUCCGGGCCGACGCCCCUCAGACACCCCUCCUACAUCCUGGCCGUCAACGAGCACGAGGGCGGGGCGGCGGCGCGCCCGCCAUCCAGGGUCCUGGAGGCCGGGGGGUCGUGGCUGGCGGGGGAGGCCCAGGGGGAGGGGCCGGGGAGGAGGCUGGCCGACCAGAAGAAGGCGUCCUGGUCCAGUAACCUUGGCGACUCGCUGGACUCCAUCCCCUUCAUCGAUGAACCAUCCAGUCCCAGCAUGGAUCUGGAGGCCACUCACAUCACGGCGUCGGCAGUGAUAUCAGGAACCCCCGUCAUCACCACCAUCUCCCCCAGCCCCACGUCGCCCUCCCCUCUCAUUCGUCGACAGCUGUCACAUGACCAAGACUCUAUGCGGCUCACAAUCAUUGAGUCGGAUUCUGGCACCAAAACGGAGCGCUCCAAGUCCUGUGACGAGGGCCUGGAUAACUACCGCGAGGAGGGCCUAGGGAGGUCCAUACAAGAGGUCCCUGGGCUGAAAGGUCUGAGAAAGGCAGUGGACCGGUCUUCUGAAGACUCUGGAUCCAGGAGAGAUUCUUCCUCAGAUAUCUUCAGCGACGCCACCAAGGAGGGCUGGCUGCACUUCAAGCAGCUCAACUCGGACAAGAGCAAGCGGGCGGGCGGAGGGAUGCGUCCGUGGAAGCAGAUGUACGCCGUGCUGCGAGGCCACGCCCUCUGCUUGUACAAGGACAAGAAGGAGGGGCUGGCCCACGCCAACGCCCAGGCCGAGGCGGAGCCCCAGCCAAUCAGCAUCAAGGCCUGCCUGAUUGACAUCUCCUACAGCGACACGAGACGCAAGAACGUGCUGCGCCUGACCACGUCGGACUGCGAGUUCCUGUUCCAGGCGGAGGACAGGGAGGACAUGCUGGCCUGGAUCCGGGUCAUCCAGGAGAACAGCAACCUGGAUGAGGAGAACUCCGUCUUCACCAGCCGGGACCUCAUCAGUCGCAAGAUCAAAGAGUACAACACCUUGAUGAGUCCGACGGGCAGUAAGACGGAGCCUUCUCCCAGGCCGUCACGUCAGUCUCUCAGCAUCAGACACACCCUGCUGGGGGGGAAGCCAUCCUCCAGCCCCCUCUCCCCCAACACAGAGGACAGGAGGAACAUGCACAAAGAUGACACGAGCCCGCCCAAGGACAAGGGGACGUGGAGGAAGGGCCUCCCUGGGCUGAUGAGGAAGCCCUUUGAGAGGAAGGCCUCUCCAGGGGUCACCUUCGGGGUGAGGCUGGACGACUGCCCCCCUGCCGUCACCAACAAGUUUGUCCCCCUGAUCGUGGAGGUGUGCUGCCACCUGGUGGAGGAGCGAGGCCUGGAGUACACGGGCAUCUACAGGGUGCCUGGCAACAACGCCGCCAUCUCCAACAUGCAGGAGGAGCUCAACAACAAGGGCAUGAACGACAUCAACAUCCAGGACGACAAAUGGAGGGACCUGAAUGUGAUCAGCAGUUUGCUCAAAUCCUUCUUCCGAAAACUUCCAGAACCUCUUUUCACUAAUGAUAAAUAUGCAGAUUUCAUAGAGGCCAACAGAACCGAGGAUCCAGUAGAGAGACUGAAAGUGUUGAAGAGGCUGCUCCACGAGUUACCAGACCACCACUACGAGACCCUCAAGUUCCUCUCAGCCCACCUCAAGACUGUGGCGGAGAACUCGGAGAAGAACAAGAUGGAGCCCAGGAACCUGGCCAUCGUGUUUGGCCCCACCCUGGUCAGGAGCUCUGAGGACAACAUGACCCACAUGGUGAUCCACAUGCCUGACCAGUACCGCAUCGUAGAGACCCUCAUCCAGCACUACGACUGGUUCUUCACAGAGGACGGUGAUGGAGAGCCUGUGACGUUGUCCCGGCAGGAGAGCGCGGUGGAGUCUCAGCCGGUCCCCAACAUCGACCACCUGCUCACCAACAUCGGCCGGACGGCAGCCUCGCAGGGGGAAGUUUCAGAUUCACCGACUAGUGACUCAGCAAAGUCUAAGGGCUCCUGGGGCUCAGGGAAGGACCAGUGCAGCCGAGACCUCCUGGUCUCCUCCAUCUUUGCUGCAGCCAGCCGCAAACGAAAGAAGCCCAAGGAGAAGCCGCAGCCUAGCAGCUCCGACGACGACCUGGACGGCGUGUUCCUCCAGAAGGAGCCUGCCGGAGCCCAGCAGGACCACCAGGAGCCCCGCGCCGGGCCGGACCACAAGACACGCGCCCAGGAGAAGGACGCCAGCUGGGGAGCCGCCGUGGAGCUCACGCCCAAACCCAGGAAGGAGCAGCGGAACUCCUUCUUCCUGAGGGACAGGCCCUCUUCCAGGCAGCCGUCGCCGGCUCCCUCCCCCCCGCCCAAACCGUCGGCCUCCCCCAGCCCGCGCCUGCUGUCCCUGGGGAAGUCCUCCCUGUCGGACCCCCCUUCCCAGCUGGAGGACACAUCCGACUUGGGCACCAUCAGCUCCGGGGCCUCGGCUCCCAGGGCGCGACCCAGGAAGUGGAUCUCCGGCGCGGCUCCGGACCUGGCAGGGGCGGGGCCGGGGGCUUCCGCCGGGGCGGAGGUGAGCUCCAUCACCUCGGACUACUCCACCACCUCCUCCGUCACCUUCCUGACGGGGGCGGAGUCGAGCGCGCUCAGUCCCGAGCCGCAGGGCGGCGAGGAGGCGGACGACGAGCGCAGCGAGCUGGUCAGCGAGGGCCGGCCCACCGAGACUGACAGCGAGAGCGACUUCCCCGUGUUCGCCCACGCUGGGGGCGGAGCCCGCUGCGCCUCCGAGCAGAUCCCCACUGAGCGCGUGCGGGAGGGGCCUCAGGCUGCGGCGGCUGACGGGAGCGGCGGCACCCCCAAACAGGAAGCCCGCCGCCUGCUCCCCACCCACAGGCUGAUCGAGGGCGACACGCUCGCCCGGAGGCGCUCGCUGCGCCAAAAGACGGACAGCGACUCGUCGGCGGAGGGCGGGGCCGGCGGCGGCGGCGAGGGCCGGGCGGAGGCGUCCACGCGUCUGUCCCGCGUCCUGGAGGUGAUGAAGAAGGGCCGCUCCACCGGCAGCCUCAGCUCGUCCUCCCGCAGCGAAUCAGAGCGCCCGGAGCCCGCCUGGCACCUGAAGAUCACCGAGAGGCUCAAGCUCCGCAUGCGCUCGUCCGCCGACGACAUGUUCGGCAUGGGCGCCCAGAGGAGCCGCGCCGCGCCCGACGCCCGCGGCCGCAAGAAGAGCCUCCGGCGCCGGCACACCAUGGGGGGCCAGCAGGACUUUGCGGAGCUGGCCGUCAUCAACGACUGGAGGGAGCAGGGCGGGGUGGACCAGGCGGCAGAGCUGUCGGCCGUGGACCGCCUCAGACCCAAGUGCUCCUCCCAGGACUUCUCCAUCCGAGACUGGAUCGCCCGCGAGCGCUGCCGGGCCGGAGCCCCCGACUUCAGCCUGGACGAGGCCCCCAGGGCCGUCCCCGAGGACGCGGGGGGUUUGGGCCCCGAGAGGCCCUCUCCCUCAGCCUCCCCAGGCCCCCAUUCUCUGCCGGGGGACAGGGUGAACGGAGGUGGAGCCGGGCUGCAGGGGAAAACCAAAGCCAGCCAGAACCUGGUGACGGACGCACACCCACACAAACUGUCUGGAGCGCAGGUGGUGCGCUCACGGUUUUACCAGUACCUGUGAACCCACAACGGCGUGUGAGGAGAGAGAGUGCAUGUGAGGAGAGAGAGAGCGAGAGUGAGAGUGUGAAACACAACGGCGUGUAAGGAGAGAGAGUGCAUGUGAGGAGAGAGAGAGCGAGAGUGAGAGUGUGAAAAGAUUGAAUGUAGAUAUUUUAGCUAUGGUUACUGCACAAUAUUUUUUUUUACAAAUAUAAAUAUAUAUAUAUAUACUGUAUAUAUACUGUACAUAGUGUGUAUAGUCUCCUAAGAAAUGACGUUACUGGAGCAAAGCUAGGAGGUGUGUUUGUCAUCUCAUGCUUCUUCACUUGACUAAACUGGAACAGACAUGAAACAUGCACUUCCUCCUCCUGAGAUCGACCCCCAGCAUCAGGGCUCGGAAUACAACCAGAAGAAGAAGUAUAAUUGCUGGUUACUUGUGAAUGUUUGAAAACCCCCUUUGUUAGAAUAUGAGUCAACAGAGAGUGUUGAAACAGCUCACUGUGCAUUAUUACUGGAGAAGGCUUCUCAUUGGCUCAGCAUGAGGAAGCCCUUCAUCUCUGACAUCCCAGUUCAGUUCUUUACAAUGUUACUGAUAUGGAGAAUGUAUUAUUGCUCUUUUGACUAACACUAUUAGUUGCUUGCGCUCAUUUUAAACCCUACAUGUACAUAUUACUUCUGUACCUGAAGUACGUUUUCUAUAUUUGAGAGCUGCUUUCUGAGCAGGUUGCUGCAGGAAAGGGUUUUUAAGUGGGGUUUUCUGCAGUGGACAUUUAUAGCCAGGUAUUUAGCUUAAGGGGUCGGGGAGCUGUAGUGGUUUAAUCAAACACGUAAUGAGAUCCAGUGGUGUUGUACUGAGGUGUUAUGCUCCAGUCUUGAUUGGUACUACACCUUGUAUUCCCCCCCCCCCCCCCCCCCCCCCCCCCCCAAGUCCUAUUAUAGUUCGAAAAUAGUACUAGUUUUUAUGAACCAUAUUUCAUUCCUCAUAGAAGAAAAAAAAGUGCCUCUUUUUAACUGAUUUCCAUGGAUAAGGUGCCAUGCUUUUUUCCCCACAAUUGUCUUUUAAGACAUGACUGAAUUUCAAAGGAAUCUUUAAGGAAAAUACUCAAUGGAACACCACCGUCAUCAAAUCUAUGCUUCCAAUUCUAAGGCAUUCCAGUCUUUCUUAGGUCUCUGGGUCCCUGUUUCACCACAGCUUUGGAAGGUUUGUCUGUAUCUCCUUUCCUCUGAAUGUGUUUGUUUUCCUUUGUAUUUUUCAAUUGGAGUUAAAAGCAUGGGUUCUUAUGACCUCUAAGAUACUUGGACAAAUGUUCAUCUCUGAAAACAGCAUGAAACCUGGACAGUAAACAUCAUGCUUGUGUACAGCAACGUAAGGGUGUCAAGGCCACCCUCAAGAAACACUGGAAAUAAAUCGACUUUAUUUGA
Molecule: messenger RNA, 7706 nt
Organism: Hypomesus transpacificus
Lineage: Eukaryota; Metazoa; Chordata; Actinopteri; Osmeriformes; Osmeridae
Product: rho GTPase-activating protein 21-like
Exons: 25
Coding region: 154-6306 (2050 amino acids)
Biological process (GO): signal transduction
Molecular function (GO): protein binding
Source: RefSeq, a predicted model, not a curated record